Aureococcus anophagefferens is the source of this 1932-nucleotide messenger RNA. RefSeq lists its product as hypothetical. The transcript is spliced from 2 exons. Bases 1 to 1932 code for a protein of 643 amino acids. The record is from RefSeq and is a predicted model, not a curated record. Gene Ontology annotation, molecular function: aryl sulfotransferase activity. Lineage: Eukaryota; Pelagophyceae; Pelagomonadales; Pelagomonadaceae.
AUGGAGCCGCGGUCCCGCCGCGUCGCCGCGGCGGCGCUCCUCGUCGUCGCGUGGUUCGGCGUGCUCGCCCCCCUGCACAAAGCGCAGAGCCCCGCGGCCCUCGACGCCGUCGGCGCCAAGCCCAACAACGCGGCGCCGCCCGGCGAGGACGCCGGGGGCGACGCCGACGCCCUCGCGACGGCGACGGCGACGAUCCCCGACGCCGAUGCGCUCAUGCCCCUCUACGCGACGGUGGCCGUGAAGUUCGGAAGCGACUUCGUCGGGUCGACGCUCUCCGUGUCCGUCGAGUACAAGCCGCGCAAGGGCUCGUCGCUGCCGAGCCUCUGGACGGCGCCGGAGACGUUUCUCGUCGACGGGAUGAGCGCGACCUACAGCGUGGACCUCUUCCGCCUGCGGGCGGCCCAGGACUACGUCUACCGCGUCUUCGCGGCGGCCGAGGGCGCCGCGGCCGUCGAGGUCGCGGGCGGCUACUUCACGGCGCAGUCCACGGGCUGGCACCGCUUCGACAGUGGCGCCUACGCCGCCGUCUCCGGCGACGCGCCGUCCUUCGAGGUCGGCGCGUUCGCGGUCUACCCGUCCUACACGGCGCACGAGCAGGCGAAGCAGUGGUUCCAGGGGCUCGUCGCGGUGGACGCGGAGGGCUGGGUCGUCUGGAUGUACUCGCUCUGCAUGCUCGAGGCCUGGGACUUCCUGCCGGACCACACCAUCGCCCUCAUCGCUCGGUCCGACGGGUCCUGCAGCGAGCUCACGGACCACGGCAAGGGGACCUCGGCGAAAUCGUUCAAGGGCGAGGACGGGUCGCUCUACGAGGCCAACAGCCAGCUCCAGAAGAUCUUGCCGGACGGGACUCUGGUGACCCAGUUCAUCGAGUCCUGCGGCGACGGUCCUCUGAACUUCAACAAGCUCUCGCACGAGUGCCGCGUCGACAAGAACUCCAAGGACCUUCAAGUCUUAACGACGCAGUACAAGGCCAUGGUCGUGCCCAACGUCAGCGUGCCCCUCAAGAUGGGGCCGACGCAGACCCUGGUGGAGCACGUCGACACCUUCGCGACGACGGAGGUCGUCGCCUGGGACCACGAGGCCAACGCCGUCAGCACGCUCUACGACCUCAACGACGUCUUCUCGCCGACGUCCGCGGGCGCGUUCUUCGAGACGACGGCCUGGAACAGCGUGCACAUGACCUGCGCCGGCGCGUCCGCGCGCAACGCCAUCGAGUUCCACCACGUGUCGUCGAUCUCCGUCGGCCGCGACGACAACAUUCUCGUGUCGUCGCGGAACCUGGACACGAUCUGGUCCCUGAAGCGCGACGGGAGCGGGCUGCAGUGGACGCUGAGCUCCCACGACGAGGUCGGCUCCGACUUUACCUUCGAGCGCGACCUCGACAAGUUCUACCAGCCCCACGCGGUCAUCCAACUCGACAACGGCAACAUCGUCAUGAUGGACGACGGCACGGACCGGCCGGGCUGCACGAUCAUGCGCACGGGCCAGUGCUUCAGCCGGGCCAUCAUGUACCGCCUCGACCGGGAGGCCAUGGUCGCGCGCGUCGUCUGGCAGUUCGAGGCGCCCGACGACGUCACGGGCCUCUACCGGUCGCCCGAGGACAUGCAGACCUUCGCGCAGCGGUCGACCUGGAACGAGGUCGGCGGCUCCGUCUACCGCCUCGCCAACGGCCACUACCUCGUCGCCUUCUCCUCCGUCGAGUCCGACGACGAGAACCCCAAGGGCGCCGCGUCCAUCUUCGAGCUCGACGCAGGGCAGCAAAAGGGUGAUUCAACGCUCGACGUCGACGGCAACCGCACGCUCGCGACGAAGCUCGACAUCCCCACGCCCCUGUCCAACGUCGGCAUGCAGAACGGCUACCGCUUCACGCCCUGGUCCUCCAUCGGCGGCGAGGCCGCCGGCGACCCGUUCAACGCGACCGCGGCGCGGUAG